Balaenoptera acutorostrata (minke whale) is the source of this 4724-nucleotide messenger RNA. RefSeq names its product RasGEF domain family member 1C (gene RASGEF1C). Gene Ontology annotation, biological process: Ras protein signal transduction; positive regulation of GTPase activity. NCBI's taxonomy places the organism in Eukaryota, Metazoa, Chordata, Mammalia, Artiodactyla, Balaenopteridae. The coding region runs from base 2486 to 4039 and encodes 517 amino acids. The record is from RefSeq and is a predicted model, not a curated record. Gene Ontology annotation, cellular component: plasma membrane. Gene Ontology annotation, molecular function: guanyl-nucleotide exchange factor activity. The transcript is spliced from 15 exons.
GGUGCGCGGGCCUCUCACCAUCGCGGCCUCUCCCGUUGCAGAGCACAGGCUCCAGACGCGCAGGCCAGUAAUUGUGGCUCACGGGCCCAGCUGCUCCGCGGCAUGUGGGAUCUUCCCAGACCAGGGCUGGAACCCGUGUCCCCCGCAUUGGCAGGCAGAUUCUCAACCACUGCGCCACCAGGGAAGCCCCAGAGUUCAUUCUUUUAUUUUCUCUUGGGAGGAGAAGGUGGUGAGCUCCAGCUUCCCCUUCAUGUCUACACCUUUGAGAUUUUGUGGCCACUUAGAAAUGUGACCAGUUGCUGUCUCAGUGUCCACAAGUGAGUGAGUGGGCAGGGGAGCAGGGUAGAAACAAGUGUUGGCCUUAUUUUCUUUCCACGUGAAUAAAGAAGUGAUGUUUUGAAGUGCACGCAACUGUGAUUCCACAAGGGGCCAAGCUGCCCUCCAGUAGCCUGUUGAUUACAGAAUUGUGUCCAUCCAGCACAGCUUAUCACCUUGAACAUACCGUGCCUUUUUUCAGCUAAUAGCAGUCAGGCUACUUUGUUUUUAUUUGAUUUUAAUCUGGGCUAGAGUUGCAUACAGAAUUUCACUGAUAGUUAAGUUUGUCCACCUCUCCACAUUAAACUUGAUUUCUUGGGUGUUUUUAAGCAGCAAAUUAUCAUACUAAAGAUGCUAUUUAAAAAAAUAACUAUUUGACCAGAACACUCAGCUGUACGUGUUUGUUCUCAGGUAUUCUCAAAGAUGGCUCCCUAACGGUACUUGACAGAGGAAUAGAAUGCAGCAAGUGAAGGCCUGCCUCUUCCUCCCCUCACCCACCCUCCCUGCUCUCACAGGAGCUGACCCCUGGCCCCUUUCAGGAACUUCACUCCUACAGUCAUCUCUGUCCUGUGUCGUCACUCUCCCCACCUCUGCUCCAUCAUUUCCUACCUUUAUGUCACCUGUGUUAAAAAGAAAAAGCUGCUUAACCCUUGAGUUGCUCCCCUUCACAACAGAAAUGAAGAGCAGUCUAUACUCAUUCUCUCCACCUCCUCUUGUCCCAUCUGCUCCCUUUUUUAAAUAAAAAAAGAUAUGUGUGAAAACACAAUCAAGAACGAGAAACUAAACACAACAUAUUUCCCCAUCCAGAGAUGACCACUUGAUACUUUAUUGUAUAUCUUUCAGAUAGUUUUCUAUGGACACAUACAUAUCUAGAUGAUUUUUUGUUUUGCUUUUUGCCCAAAUGAGGUCACACUGUACAUGCUUUUUAUAACCUACAUUUUUCAGUUAAUGGUCUCUAGCUGUCCAUGUCGGUAAGUUUUCAUCUGGUUUAAUACCCAGGGCCUUGGGAUUUCCCUAGUGUCCCCAAAGUCCUUUUACUAGUGUGUCCUGCCAGGAUCUAGUUGAAGCUCUUGCAUUCCUGGUGUCUGGUUUCUGGUUGUCAUGUUCUUAAGAAUCUUUUAAUCCUCCAUGACACCAGGAUUGUCAGGCAGGUUGGCCUGCAGGAUGUGCACCCUCUAGCUCUGCGUGGCUGCUUCCACAGGGUUGCAUUGACCGUGCUCUCCAUCUCCAGUAUUUCUUGGAUCUGGAAUGCAUAUCCAAAGGUUUGAUAGAUUCACCCACAUCUUUUGGUUAUAAUACAUUUAAGUGAUAGUGUGUUCUUCAUAUGAACUCACACCGGAAGACAUUUCAUAUCUUUUUGACCCACUGUCACCGAUGCUAAAAUUGACCUCUGGGUUCGGAUGAUGCCAGUCCAGUCCUCUGUCACACAGUCGUGUUUUUCUCAUGACUAGAAAGUCAUCCACAUGGGCUUACUUUGGCAGGGGGCCCAUCUACCACAUAUCUCGUGCAGUUAACCCCAGGUGAUAAUCCUUGCCAUGAGCAGGAAUUUCACAAGGGCUUAGUUCAGCCAUCCCACUGACAUCAUUCGCUGUCACUCUGCUCUCAAGGAGAGCUUCCCGGAUCCGCUCUGGCUGAAAGGCAGGCUCCACGUGUUGUUCCUUCCCUUCAGCAACCAGUGCUCAAGAGUAGGGUGUGGGUUCAAUCCCUACCUCAAAUGGUAUCACAAGAAGGUUUAUAUUUCUGACUUUCUCUUUCUUUGGGUAUUUCCAGUCAUUCUUUUGGAGACUUAAAUUGCUGUAACUGUGGCCAGGGAAGCUCCUUAAAGCUGAUUCCUUCCAGUCCUUUCUACUGACUUCAUUAAGUUUUUAACUUUUUAUUUUGAAAUAAUUUCAGGCUGACAGAAAAGUUGCAAAAAUAGUCCAAAGGAUUCUUGUAUACCUUUCCUCACCCCAACUCCCCAAAGGUUAACAUCUUACCACAUGUGCUUGAGCCUUCUCUGCAUACAUACAGCUAUACAUGCAUGCAUGCACAUUUGCUUAUAUAGAUGCAUGUGUUACUGUAUACACACAUUUAUGCUGGCAUAUAGUCACGAAUUUCCCCCCACUGAUUGUUUUUACAUGCAACCAGAUUUUUUUUUAAACAAAUUAUUUAUUUAUUUAUUUAUUUAUUUAUGGCUGCAUUGGGUCUUCGUUGCUGUGCGUGGCCUUUCCCUAGUUGCGAAUACACCCGGAAUAGUUUCAGAAUCACUACAUCCAAACCACUACCAAUCAAAACCUACCAGGUCAAGUUCAGGAUUUCUUUGGCUGUAAAGUCAUCACUAUGCAUGCCCCGGACACUGAGCACCUCCGACAUGGUCACUCCAGGCAGCCUCGGCCCACCCCCUCCUGAGCCCACGGAUGGUGAGCAGGCCGGGCAGCCCCUCCUGGAUGGAGCUCCAUCCUCAGCCUCCCUGGACGCCCUGAUCGAGCAACUGGUGCCCAAAGCUGACUACUACCCUGAGAAAGCCUACAUCUUUACCUUCCUGCUGAGCUCCCGCCUCUUCAUCGAGCCCCGGGAGCUCCUGGCCCGGGUCUGCCACUUGUGCAUCGAGCAGCAGCAGCUGGACAAGCCAGUGCUGGACAAGGCCCAGGUCCGGAAGUUUGGCCCCAAACUGCUCCAGUUGUUGGCCGAGUGGACAGAGACGUUCCCGCGGGACUUCCAGGAGGAGUCGACCAUCAGUCACCUGAAGGACGUGGUGGGCCGUAUCGCCCCCUGUGACGAGGCAUACCGAAGGAGGAUGCAUCAGCUCCUGCAGGCUCUGCACCAGAAGCUGGCGGCUCUGGGCCAGGGGCCGGAAAGCCUGCUGGGCACUGACAAGCCCGUCUCCUACAGGAACAAGCCUCCAGCCUCUAUCCACAGGGAGCUCCUCAACAUCUGCAGUGACCCCUACACACUGGCUCAGCAGCUGACCCACGUGGAGCUGGAACGGCUACGACACAUUGGACCUGAGGAGUUUGUCCAGGCUUUUGUGAACAAGGACCCUCUGGCCAGCACAAAGCCUUGUUUCAGUGACAAGACUAACAACCUGGAAGCUUACGUGAAAUGGUUCAACAGAUUGUGCUACCUCGUGGCCACUGAGAUCUGCAUGCCGGCCAAGAAGAAACAGAGGGCCCAGGUGAUUGAGUUCUUCAUCGACGUAGCCCGUGAGUGCUUCAACAUCGGCAACUUCAACUCCCUAAUGGCCAUCAUCUCUGGCAUGAACAUGAGCCCUGUCUCAAGGCUGAAGAAGACCUGGGCCAAAGUGAAGACAGCCAAGUUUUUCAUCCUCGAGCACCAGAUGGACCCAACAGGGAAUUUCUGCAACUACAGAACAGCCCUACGCGGGGCAGCCCACCGCUCCCUGACCGCCCACAGCAGCCGGGAGAAGAUCGUCAUCCCCUUCUUCAGCCUGCUCAUCAAAGACAUCUACUUCCUAAACGAAGGCUGUGCCAACCGCCUCCCCAAUGGACACGUCAACUUUGAGAAAUUUCUGGAGCUGGCCAAGCAAGUAGGAGAGUUCAUCACAUGGAAACAAGUGGAGUGUCCCUUCGAGCAAGACCCCAGCAUCACCCACUACCUGCACACUGCUCCCAUCUUCAGCGAGGAUGGUCUUUAUUUGGCUUCUUAUGAAAGUGAGAGCCCAGAGAACCAAACAGAAAAAGAGAGGUGGAAAUCUCUAAGGUCUUCUAUUCUGGGGAAGACGUGAAAAGCACUGAGCUGGAGGAGGAUGGGGAGGAGGAGGAGGAGAGGAAGCCAGCAGAAGCCUUCUGCCGCCCUGCCCCAGCCAGCCCAGUGGGAGGAGGAGGCACUGGUGCCUCGCUGCUUUGCAAACCGUGACCCUGUGGCCUGGUGCCCAUCACAGUGACCACACAGCACAGGAGACCUUUCUCCACCUUUUGUGGAACCUCAGCCCUGGAAGGGCCCAGAGCCUCCAAACACAGGGGUGGCACGUGCCUCAGGGGCCCUGCCUUCAGGACAGUGGUGCUCACAUUGUUGGUCAGUCUGUCUGUCCUCGGCGAUGACCCAAGGGGUUGGGUGACUGCAGUGUCACUCUCGGUGGGUGACUCGUGCCAUGGAGACAGACACCCAGUCCAUCUCCAGGUGGCCUGGGAGCCUCUGUCUCUCCAGCGAGCAUCACCAUGACGUGAGAAGGGCCAGAGCCCACCAGUGGCCCCUGCCAUUCUACUGAUGGACCUGACCCUGCCCCUUGAGAUGGGCUGGCUUCUGCAGCCCCGUGCACCCCUUUUUUGCAUCCUGCUGGUAUCGGGAUAGCUUUCUGGUGACCGCUAUGAUGCUGGUCAGCAGGACAAAUUUGAGUCAUGGACUUGACAGUGUGUACAGUACAUUGUAAAUUUUAGAGUUGGUAUAAACACAUUGGUAUACCCUGCGUA